Molecule: messenger RNA, 1232 nt
Organism: Podarcis raffonei (Aeolian wall lizard)
Lineage: Eukaryota; Metazoa; Chordata; Lepidosauria; Squamata; Lacertidae
Gene: DOHH
Product: deoxyhypusine hydroxylase
Exons: 5
Coding region: 84-989 (301 amino acids)
Biological process (GO): peptidyl-hypusine biosynthetic process
Molecular function (GO): deoxyhypusine monooxygenase activity
Source: RefSeq, a predicted model, not a curated record
CCGGUUACCGCGCAGGCGCAGAAGGCUCCCUUAGAACGCGUGCGACUUAGGUAUUUUUUGAAGUAGCUCCUGCCUGGGCAACCAUGGUGACAGAAAAGGAAAUUGAACAGAUUGGCCGGACGCUGGUGGACGCUGACCAACCCCUAAAAGCCCGUUUCCGGGCGCUAUUUACCCUCAGAAACCUAGGGGGGGCUACAGCCAUUGAGUGGAUCAGCCGAGGUUUUGGGGACGACUCUGCGCUCCUCAAACACGAACUGGCUUACUGCUUAGGGCAGAUGCAAGACGAGAGAGCGAUUCCAGUCCUUAUUGACGUUCUCCGAGAUGCUAGCCAGGAAGCCAUGGUCCGCCAUGAAGCUGGUGAGGCGCUGGGUGCCAUUGGGAACCCCAAAGUUCUAGACGUCCUGAAAAAAUACUCCGAAGACCCUGUCGUCGAGGUGGCAGAGACGUGUCAGCUGGCCGUGAAGAGACUGGAAUGGCUUCGGGAGCACCCGUCAGAUGCGUCCUCCGGUCCCUACUCCUCCGUAGACCCGGCGCCUCCGUCCGAGGAGGCGGACGUGGAAAAGCUGCGGCUGGCUUUGCUGGACGACUCGCGGCCGUUGUUUGAGCGAUACCGGGCCAUGUUUGCCCUGCGCAACGUUGGCGGGGAAUCGGCCGUCCUGGCCUUGGCGGACGGCCUCCGCUGCGGCAGCGCCCUCUUCCGCCACGAGGUCGCCUACGUUCUGGGACAGAUGCAACACGAGGCCAGCGUCCCGCAGCUGACGGCCUCGCUGGAGAACGGCGCCGAGAGCCCCAUGGUGCGCCACGAAUGCGCCGAGGCCCUGGGCUCCAUCGCCCGGGCCUCCUGCCUCUCCGCCUUGCAAGCCCACACCCAGGACAAGGAGCGCGUCGUACGGGAGAGCUGCGAAGUGGCGUUGGACAUCUACGACUAUGAGAACGGCGGUGAUUUCCAGUAUCCCGACGGGCUGAGCAAGCUGAAGAAAUCGGACUGAAAAGGGCGCAGGGAGCCGGCCGGGUCUCAGCGGCCGCCAUCUCAUCCCGGUUUGGAUUUCCGCAGCGGCGGACGGGGAGACGCAAGACAUCUUGCCUCCGUUUCUAAUUUGCGGCCUGUUUCUCUGCUCGGUGGUUGGUGCGUAACGGGUACCUACAUCUCGAUAGCGGGUUCUGUUCCGGAUCUGGUGCCUUUUCCGUUUCCCCCUCUCUCGUUUUUGCAAAUAUAUGUCCACGCGUAUUUA